AUGGUGCGGAUAGCCAGCGCGCUGGGGCUCCUCAUGUUCAGCGUGGCGCUGCUCAUCCUGUCGCUCAUCAGCUACGUGUCCAUCAAGAAGGACUUCCUGCUCAGCACCCCCAGAUACGGACCCAACGGAGGAUCCAGGAUUUCCAUGUUCCACGCAGGGUUUCGCUCCCAGCUGGCGAUGAAGUAUCUGGAUCCAGCUUUCACUCCCCUGACCAACGCUCUCAGCGAAGACCUGCAGAACUCCUCCAAAUGGACCUACAACAGCACUGCUUUUACACAGCUGAAAAAAGAGAUCUCUCAGUACAUCGACAUCCCCCACAACUUCACACUGACGCGAGGCUCAGUCCGCAUCGGACAGCUGAUGCACUAUGACUACUCCAGCCACAAGUACGUCUUCUCCAUUGGCGAGAACUUCCGCUCCCUCCUCCCCGAGACCUCGCCGAUCCUCAACAAGCACUACAAUGUCUGUGCGGUGGUUGGCAACAGCGGCAUCCUCACCGGCUCGCGAUGUGGCGCUCAGAUCGAGAAGUUUGACUUCGUCUUCCGUUGCAACUUCGCACCGACCGAGAUCUUCAAGAAGGACGUCGGGCGACGGACCAACAUGACAACCUUCAAUCCCAGUAUACUGGAGAAAUACUACAACAAUUUACUGACUGUGCAGGACAGGAACAACUUCUUCCUGAGUUUGAAGAAGCUGGACGGCGCCAUCCUCUGGAUCCCGGCAUUUUUCUUCCACACGUCAGCCACAGUGACGAGGACGCUGGUUGAUUUCUUCGUGGAACAUCGAGGUCAGCUGAAGGUCCAGUUGGCGUGGCCUGGAAACAUCAUGCAGUAUAUCAACAACUACUGGAAAACCAAGCAGCUGUCGCCGAAGCGCCUGAGCACCGGCAUCCUGAUGUACACGCUGGCGUCCUCCAUGUGCGACCAGAUCCACCUGUACGGCUUCUGGCCCUUUGGCUGGGACCCUAAUACGGGUAAGGAGCUGCCAUACCACUACUACGAUAAGAAGGGCACGAAGUUCACCACCAAGUGGCAGGAGUCCCAUCAGCUUCCCGCCGAGUUCAAACUCCUCUACAAGAUGCACACGGAGGGACUGCUGAAGCUCUCCCUCUCCCACUGCGCUUAG
Messenger RNA from Chelmon rostratus (copperband butterflyfish), 1125 nucleotides. RefSeq names its product ST8 alpha-N-acetyl-neuraminide alpha-2,8-sialyltransferase 3 (gene st8sia3). Gene Ontology annotation, molecular function: alpha-N-acetylneuraminate alpha-2,8-sialyltransferase activity. Gene Ontology annotation, biological process: oligosaccharide metabolic process; N-glycan processing. The transcript is spliced from 4 exons. Lineage: Eukaryota; Metazoa; Chordata; Actinopteri; Chaetodontiformes; Chaetodontidae. The record is from RefSeq and is a predicted model, not a curated record. Bases 1 to 1125 code for a protein of 374 amino acids.